UGCAACGUAUAAACACCGUAAAACCAAACUAUAAAAACCGCAAUUAAUUAAAAUUGUGCGAAGAAUUUGCACGAAUAUAAAAAAUCACGUCGAAUUGAUCUAAUAAUAGCACAGUGAAGAUGAACUCAAAAAUAUUUGAAGUAAUAAAUAAAUUUGUAAAAUGCAACAACAACAUGAAAAGGAAGUGCAUUUUACCAUAGACAGCGAUUUUUUCUAAACAAGCGUCAAUUGUUGCUGAAAGUCACAUGCGGUUAUUGUCAAGAGAUAAGAACCAACCAACGCAUCGUCCACAGAAAGUGAAAAUUCAUUUCGUUAAUUUCAUUUUCAUUCGAAUUUCGCGAGUGUUAUAGAGGGUAACAGCGCCACGAACAAUUACAUUAGAUAAAGGCUAAUUAGUAAUUACCAUAGCACACCUUCUAAAUAGUGAGAAAAUAGGAAAAGAGGAAAAGCAUAAUAGAGUUGUAUAAAACAAAAAAAACAACACACACACAACCACACACACGAAAACAAUGUGGACUAUAAUCGUACAAUUCGUAGGUCAAAUGACAGCCACGCCCAACAAGCAGCUGCAAUAAACAGCGCUGCCGGCGCUUGUGGCAACAGAAAUACUACAACUCGAAUUGCAGUAAACGCAACAACAAUAAACCUGUUAAUAAGAACAAACUAAUUGCUAUCGGCUAAAGUGCACGUACAAAGCCAGCACGUACAAAGCCAUUAAGUUAGCCAAAGCUAUAAGAAGAACAACGAUUGUGGCCACACGAAUUCGCCACCCAACCACCGGAUGCCUCAAGUCAAAUACCAUUUACCGCCAACAACAACAACAACAGCAGCAACAGUAAUAGCCACAAAAUACUGCAACGCCGCGUGCAGUCAAUAAAAUGUCCAUAUCGGAUGUGCGUGCAGUUGUUGUUGAAAGCUUGGAUGAUUCUUCGACUGCACUCGAUUUUACAGAUAUUAUAGCCAAUUUCUCAACUGAAACGCUAGCUAUGGUAAGCGAUAUUUUGGCGCCGCCGCCGAGCGCUGCGAAUGAUAUUUACAUAAAUCGUACGGUGAAGGAGCAUUGUAUGCGACUCUUGGAGACGUAUAAUCUGCAGAAAAAACAGGAAGAAGAAGCGCAACGCCACCUGCUCACUGGCGACACCAACUACUAUGCGUUGCGACAUCCGACCGAUCGCAUCGUUGCCAAUUUAACCUGCCCGCCAUUCUUUGACACAGUACUCUGUUGGCCAGCUACAGCGGCGGGUACAACAGCCAAACAGCCAUGUUUUGCAGAAUUCAAAGGCGUACUUUACAAUACAACAGAGAAUGUAACGCGUCACUGCUCGGCGAAUGGUGUUUGGGACAAUUACAGCGACUACAUGAAAUGCCAACCAUCGACAUUUUUUGCAGAUAUUUCGCCCACAGUUGAAUUAUCCUCCUACAUAUAUUUCGUUGGAUAUUUUCUAAGUUUAGCAUCGCUCAUUUUGGCGCUUAUCGUUUUCUAUUUCUUUAAAGACUUGAAAUGCCUGCGCAACACCAUACACGCGAAUUUAUUCCUUACAUACAUACUCGCCGGGCUAUUAUGGAUAUUGACGAUGUGCCUGCAUGUGAUGACCGAGCAUCCCAGUGAAGCCGGGUGCAUUAUUUUGGUUAUGAUGUUCCAUUAUUUCAAUCUAACAAACUUCUUCUGGAUGUUUGUCGAAGGUCUUUAUCUCUAUACGCUGGUGGUACAAACAUUUUCCAGAGAUAAUAUAAGAUUUGGCAUAUAUACAGCCAUCGGCUGGGGCUGCCCUGCUGUUAUUACAUUUAUUUGGUCAAUCGCAAAAAUCUUCGCCACUUCUUUGGAAACAGAGCACUUCAAUGGUUUAUUUAUCCAAUGCUCGUGGCUUCGAGAAUCUCACAUAGAUUGGAUAUUUCAAGGACCAACCUGUCUAGUAUUAAUACUCAAUUUAAUAUUUCUCAUACGCAUCAUGUGGGUGCUCAUCACAAAGUUGCGCUCGGCCAAUACUCUGGAGACGCGUCAAUAUCGCAAGGCAUCAAAAGCUCUGCUUGUACUCAUACCAUUAUUCGGCAUCACGUAUCUCAUUGUUCUUUUUAGUCCUGGCGGUGAUGGAAUCACACAAAAUAUAUUUGAAAAUCUGCGUGUCAUCCUAAUUAGUACGCAGGGAUUUUUCGUGUCCUUAUUAUUUUGCUUCCUAAAUUCGGAGGUGCGACAAGCUUUACGACAUCGCUUCUUGAGAUGGCGCGACAAUCGUAAUUUAGGAAAUGGCAAUCGCAGUCGCAGAUAUCGUGUCUCCAAGGACGACUCGCAUCGUUCAAGAACUGAAAGCUUACGCACCGAGGAAUUUCUGGUUUGUAUGCGCCCCUAGCACAAUUACUGCUCCAAUUCGAUGAAGCGAAAUCACUCGCAUACGCGUACCGAUUACGUUUGAAGAUCAGCUGAAACCAUUAACGAAGACUUGGAAGACUUAACAUGUGGCGUACUGCGACUGUAAACUCAUCGAUAUUUGCUGAAAUUACAUACCCACUAGGAAAAUAGGGAAGCAACUUAAUAGGUAAUCCCUGUUUUUUCAGCUUUUGGUAAGUUGUAAAAUAACGUGCCGCCGAAGUUGUUUCCGAGUGCCGAACUACUCCGAGCGGCUGCUCUACAUUCUAUAUACCUUACUUGGUAAAGCGCUCAUAAGUAUGUCUGAUGACAAAUGUACAUUCUAAAUUUCUAAUUUCAUAAGACGGUCACGUCUUUGUUAAAGUAAAGUAGAUUCGGCAUUCGGAAGUGUUAAGGAGCGCCGGCUGAAGUGUAAGUUGCUGGAUGACAUUGCCCAUGAUGACAAUUUUAGUACUAAAAGCUGAAAUAAAACAUAGAUUACCUUGUAGGAUGCUUACCCAAUUUCCCAGGGGGUAAAUACGCGUUAAUAACUGUAUAUGUCUAUAUAUUU
Molecule: messenger RNA, 2915 nt
Organism: Rhagoletis pomonella (apple maggot)
Lineage: Eukaryota; Metazoa; Arthropoda; Insecta; Diptera; Tephritidae
Gene: Dh44-R2
Product: diuretic hormone receptor
Exons: 13
Coding region: 879-2348 (489 amino acids)
Biological process (GO): adenylate cyclase-modulating G protein-coupled receptor signaling pathway; cell surface receptor signaling pathway
Cellular component (GO): plasma membrane
Molecular function (GO): G protein-coupled peptide receptor activity; diuretic hormone receptor activity; peptide hormone binding
Source: RefSeq, a predicted model, not a curated record